CAUUCGAUUGCAGGCUGGGGACAGCGCCACUUCUGCAAUACUAGAUCUUUAGUCUGACAGGCAUGGUCUAUGCUGAGUGCCGUGUGAGGGUCUCAGGGUUGAGCUCACAUAGCUUCCGCCUAUGUACGCGAGACAGCAGGCCUGCAAGCGGCAUGCAAGUAGUCAGGCUGUUGCCAGCCUGUAGCUAAGAGCUUCACUGUAGUCCCUCUCUGGACGUGGCGCUCCUCCCGUCUUUGACUCCUCACCACACCAAAGUCCACCAUUGGUCUUUCUGGCCCUGAGUUAUGAGUCGCUUCCUCCGAGAUCAUCCCAUCGACUGUCCCGGUGUGAUGUACACCAGCUCGGGCUGGCCCAUCACAUGCCUGUGCUCCCCCUCCCUCUCUGACCUCCAGCCCCUCCCUUCCUCGAGUGGAGCGAAUGACGAAGAAGAUCAGAGAGCGACUGGGAGACCGACGAAGACUCGACGCUUUCGAGUAAAACACACCACCAGGAGGAGGUCUACCAGGAUCAGCGAGCAGAGUCACGGGACGGUAGAGGAAGCAGAAUCACCAGAAGCAAGCAGUGUAGCAAGCAGUGUAGCCAGCGGCUCGGCUUCACCUACCCACUUCUUUACCCGCGAGACGAGUACGUCAAGCUUUGCCAGCAGCGCCUACACUGCCCAAACUGAGGAGGAGACUGAUCCAGUCGUUCAAGCAGCUCCUACACGGAAUUUUUACAUUGGUCCUUGCGUCUGGCCAGGCGUCUACCCUGGUCUUCCUCCCUCGACAGACUACCUGCAGGAUGCUCAGCCAGACUUCAUUCAGCCGACUCAGGAGAUGGACGCCUAUCCCGAGCUCGAGAAUCCCUUCGAAGCGUCUGGGCCCACUGAGCAAGAGAUAUCUGCCCUGUUGGAGGGGUGGGAGGAUCCUCCGCCGCAAGCAGAUGUCUCCCCGUCUUCUACCCUUGACGUCAGUGGGAAUUUCGAUCAGCUGCGGGGGUCAGUGGGAAGUCACCACUUGCCUCUCUGGGAAGCUCGGCAGGAUACAGUGCUGGAGAUGCCAUUCACCAUCACGACUCAAGAGGGAGAUGUGUGGGACAAUGGCUUCUACUGAAGGCAUUGUACAAGGUGCACGCCAGUGCCUGCAUCGGAACAAUGCCGGGAACGCCAUCGGCUAUUAUACGUCGGAGCUUGAAUACGUCGGGUCGGUCGGAUCUGGGGGCGGCAGUCGGAAGA
Messenger RNA from Microstroma glucosiphilum, 1213 nucleotides. RefSeq lists its product as hypothetical. NCBI's taxonomy places the organism in Eukaryota, Fungi, Basidiomycota, Exobasidiomycetes, Microstromatales, Microstromataceae. The record is from RefSeq and is a predicted model, not a curated record. The coding region runs from base 285 to 1091 and encodes 268 amino acids. The transcript has 5 exons.